CCAAUCGGUUACAAGAAACGUUAAAGUUCCCCAAAGACGUAGUCUUCGACAUUAUAAAUAUAUCAAGUGGUGUGCAUGUGGCCCUUGUGAGAGUUUGAUCCGGAUGAAAUCGGCUUCUGGCGGACGAUCGCGCGCCGUGCGCGCUGCCUGAAGGUUGUCGUGUCGGUGUCGCUCCGCCCUUCAGCUCCUCUCGGGUCUUCUACGUCGGAAUGACACGCAGGUCGCGCGGCUGACGAUCGCGUGUCUGUGUCGGUGACAGUGACAGUGACAGCGCUCGGCAGGUAUCCUCUUUGGAAUUCCUUCUCCGACGAGCCGUUACGUCAGACGAGUGUGUUGCUCUCUGGAGGAUGAUGGAGGCGCAGUGACGUUCGACCGGCUGCCUCGCCGCUUCGAAAUGCGAAAGGCGUUUCUGAGACACGUCCGCCGGUUCCCGUGGGCCACCAACGUCACCCUGUACGGCUGCCUGUUCGCCGGCGGGGACCUGGUGCACCAGUGCCUCUCGCGGAGGGGCGACAUGGACUGGGGCCACACCAGGAGCGUCGCCGUGGUGGCGUUCGGUUUCCAUGGCAACUUCAGCUUCUUCUGGAUGCGCUUCCUGGAGCGGCGGUUCCCGGGCAACUCCGCCGGGAUGGUGCUGCGGAAGCUGCUGCUGGACCAGUCCGUGGCCGGGCCCGUGGCCACCAGUGUCUUCUACACAGGUGUCAGCUUCUUGGAAGGCAAAGAGGACAUCUUUGAGGACUGGAGGAAAAAAUUCCUGAACACUUACAAGACAGGCCUAAUGUUCUGGCCAUUCAUGCAGUUUCUGAACUUUGCCUUGGUGCCUCUGUACGUGCGGACCACGUUCACCGGCUGCUGUGCGUUCGUCUGGGCCAUCUUCCUGUGCUUCUCACAGCAGAGCGGCGACGGCACGGCCGGCGCUGCCCUGAAAUGGAUGUUCUCCAACAAAGAGGACGAGUCAGUAUCCGCAAAGGAGAAAGCGGUCGCUGAGGUCAAGGUAGAGGCUGUCAAAGAUCAAACAGUAGCGUCUAAAUCGACUGAGAACUGAAAAAGGCAGAACCGAUCAUUUGUUAUAGAGAGAGAGAGAGAGAGAAAAGAACAUAUGAAAACACUGGUACGAACAGGAUACAAACGGUCAGCUGUCCUGUCUUUGGUUCAUGUUGCACUGACAGUGGCAGGGUCUCUGGAGACAAACUGAAAAUGUGACACAAUGCUGUAAAGUGGUUUUUGGAAUGAAUGUAUAUUUUUCAAUAUAUUCACACAGCAUAUCCGCUCCAUGUGAAAGUCCCAUUCAACCCUACCCCUCCGUCACCAUGCUAUACUCCUUAUGGGGUUUUAAUUGUUGUUAUUUAAAAACUACUGAAAAUCCUAACGAGGACUCUGCACUGAUGUUAAAGUGUCAGGUUGACGUUCCAGAUUCCUCCGAUUUUCAACCUAAAUGAAAUAGCUGGAAUGUGCAUAGGAAAUAUGUCUUUUGUCCACUGCAGUAUGUGGAGAGGCAGCUAACACUUUAGCCUUUAGGUUCAUAAUACCUUGGGCAAAACUUGAAACAUUCAAAUAUCACUUUGACUGUUAUCUGGAUCUGUGACAGACGUGCCGGUCUGCUCUGGCUCCGGCUCAAACUCUGGCACGACAAGUGCCAGACACAGAGGCACACUGCACAACUAAUGUGUUCUCAUAUACAUAUUUUUAUGAAUAGGUAUUUUAUUCACAAGGACUAUGGUGUGCUGAGCAAACAGGAGGGGCAAAAUGAAAAAAAAAAACUAUUUAAAAAGUACUUAAACAUAUCAGAAAAUUCACAUUUGAUUUGCACAUUUUGAGCCAUUGUCCCUUCAGCACUAAACAUCGAUACUACUGAAUAUCUCUACGAGUUUGUGCGUGCACCUGCUGCAUGCCUAUUAUCGCACUUCAUGUUAAUGUAACACUGUGGAGGACUCUCCGUUGUCUCUCUUUGCACUGUUGCCCGAUUAUUAUUAUUAUAAUUUUUUUGAUACAGUUUGCUAUUCUAACCGUUUCUAACCAAGUUUAACCUCUUUGUGAACGUGUGAUGCUACAGGCUUCACUUGCCAGCAGUGACCCUUGAAAUGUAACAUCAGCUGCUUCCAUCGAAUAGUUUUCUAUAGAGGUCAUUCUUAUAAGUGGACUGCAGCUCAGUGUGAGAGAGUCUACACAUACAACGGAAAGGUUUAGGGAAAUCUUCUCUCCUCAGGUGAAUAACUGACUUUGUAACAUUCACAUUUUUGCAAUAUUUCAUUGUGUUACCGUGCAUUGCCAAAAUUCCUGAUGUAUCUAUUUCUGUUCUUCUGAUGUGACUCACAGAGAUUAAUUUAUACCGCGUUAAUAAUAACUCACAUCACGACUGCUGUUUGAUCCAUUUUGAAAGACUUUUAAAUUGAAUCCUCAAGUAUCGGGACUUAAUAUUACUGUAUGAUUGGAGUGUUUCUUAUUAAUGAAUUCCAGAUUGUUUGUGAACUGACAUGCUACACUGGAUCUGAAGAGUCUAAUCAACCAAUAUUCCCUUUGUUCAUAUCAGUAUCUGACAACUACUACAUGUAACAUAGACUCAACAAUUUGUUUAGUUUAGUUGUUUUUGACAGUUUUUGAUAUCACAAAAAAAUCUAUCAGCGUAAUGUAUUAAAAAAAAUUAUUUGAUCACAUUUUGCACGAAAUGCAGUUGCUACACUAUAACUGUAAAUGAACUGAACUGAGAAAAAAAAACGAUUUAUUGUUGAAUAAAUUAAACACUAAACA
This is a messenger RNA of Scophthalmus maximus (turbot), 2748 nucleotides long. RefSeq names its product mpv17-like protein. The record is from RefSeq and is a predicted model, not a curated record. Bases 395 to 1045 code for a protein of 216 amino acids. The transcript has 5 exons. NCBI's taxonomy places the organism in Eukaryota, Metazoa, Chordata, Actinopteri, Pleuronectiformes, Scophthalmidae. Gene Ontology annotation, cellular component: membrane; cytoplasm.